This is a messenger RNA of Homarus americanus (American lobster), 699 nucleotides long. RefSeq names its product protein TRACHEARY ELEMENT DIFFERENTIATION-RELATED 7A-like. The transcript has a single exon. The record is from RefSeq and is a predicted model, not a curated record. NCBI's taxonomy places the organism in Eukaryota, Metazoa, Arthropoda, Malacostraca, Decapoda, Nephropidae. Bases 1 to 699 code for a protein of 232 amino acids.
AUGCCUCUCAUCCUGCCACUGCAUGCCUCUCAUCCUGCCCCUGGCAUGCCCUCUCAUCCACCCUGGCAUGCCUCUCAUCUACCCUCGCAUGCCCCUCAUCCUGCCCUGGCAGCUCUCAUCUACCCCUGGCAUGCCUCCACCUGCCCUGGCAUGCCCUCACUACCCUCGCAUGCCUCUCAUCCUGCCCUGCAUGCCUCUCAUCUACCCUGGCAUUUCCUCAUUCACCCCAAGCAUGCCUCUCAUCCUGCCCCUGCAUGCCUCAUCUACCCCUGGCAUGCCUCCUCAUCCUGCCCUGGCAUGCCUCCUCAUCUACCCCUCAUGCCUCAUCCUGCCCUGCAUACUCUUCUCGCAUGCCUCUCAUCUACCCUGGCAUGCCCCAUCCUGCCCUGGCAUGCCUCCUCAUCCUGCCCCUGGCAUGCUCCUCAUCACCCCGCAUGCCUCUAUCCACCCCUGCAUGCCCUCAUCUACCCUGGCAUGCCUCCAUCCACCCUCAUGCCUCUCAUCCUGCCCUGCAUGCCUCUCAUCUACCCCCGCAUGCCUCAUCCACCCUGGCAUGCCCCAUCUCCCUCGCAUGCCUCAUCCUGCCCUCGCAUGCCUCUCAUCCACCCGGCAUGCCCCCAUCUAACCUCGCAUGCCUCCUCAUCUAUCCUGCAUGCCUCUCUCUACCCCUGCUCCUGGCAUGCCUCUCAUCUACCCUAG